Ruditapes philippinarum (Manila clam) is the source of this 2879-nucleotide messenger RNA. RefSeq lists its product as uncharacterized. The transcript has 3 exons. Gene Ontology annotation, biological process: carbohydrate biosynthetic process. The record is from RefSeq and is a predicted model, not a curated record. Gene Ontology annotation, molecular function: sulfotransferase activity. Lineage: Eukaryota; Metazoa; Mollusca; Bivalvia; Venerida; Veneridae. Bases 377 to 1711 code for a protein of 444 amino acids. Gene Ontology annotation, cellular component: membrane.
UGAAACUUAACCAAAAUAAGACCUUAAUCCACGCGAUAAACAAAAAUGCUAUUUCGAAAAUCAAAUUUUAAACCUUGGGUCAUUUUGAUCGCUGGACAAAAGAGGAUAAUUUAUAACAACUGUGUCAAAGAUGAAAGAAUUAUAGCAAUUUAUCUUAAACCUGUUUAAACAUGUGUCCAAACCUUCAAAUGGAUAUAGGUGUGUUUUAAAAUAACUGUGAUGCUUAACAUGGACAUUUGCUAUUCUCAAAUAACUAUUUAGUGAAAGUGUUUUUAAUGUUGAAAUUUGCAGGGAUCAGAAUUUCCUUUAUUUGAAUUACGGAAAAUACGCAAAGAAAAAAAACACGAUAUUGUUUUGACUACAUAAGGACUGAAAUAUGUUGGAAUUACGCAAGGAUAUGACGCAGUAUUCCUUCAUGCAGAUGUCAACAAAACAGACCGCCGCCAUUGUUGCAAUUAUAUCCGGUAUAUCAAUAAUACUUUUUGUACAGCAAAUGACAUUUGAUGAUAACCGUUUACCAGAACCAAAACCUUGGAAAAUAAAAAGUCAGGAUUUCUUUCGAAAUGGCAGUUACAAGAAAGAAACAGCAAUAAAAGAAGAUUCAGUGCCAGAAAGAUGUCUAACAAAUAAUGCAGUUCUAUCAGAUAUUUGGCAACAAGAACAAUGUCGAAGAAUUAAGUAUUUUAGAGGAAAAUGUCAGAAAUAUAAAUUACAAGGAAAUUAUAAUAUAUCUUCAUGGGUUUAUGUUUAUUAUUCUAAGAAGUAUAAACUUGCAUUUCGACCUAUUCCUAAAAUAGGAUCGACAUUCAUGUCUCAGGUCAUGUCUUUAUUGACAAACACUAGCAAUGAGCAGAUUUUCAUGAAGGCAAGAAGUGAUGUUCAUGAUAUGAAAUUAAAUUUGAAAAGAAAAUUUGCCUUUGAAAGAUUUCUGGACUUUACGGUUUUGAUUAUUGCCAGAAAUCCAUAUUCAAGGAUAUACUCUGCAUAUGUCGACAAGGUGUACAUCGUCAGCUCUUUGCCAUUGUGUAUGGAUAUCAAUUCUAAGUUGUUUAAUAGAAAUAAUAACACACUUUUGUGUAAGUUUGAUAUUUCGUUUGAGGAAUUUCUUAACUAUCUAUUUCACACAGACAAACCAGUUCUAAGGGAUCAUUAUGAGCCGAUUAUGACACUUAGCUACGGUAAACAAAUGUGUAACCAUCUAAAUAUUCAGAUUGUAAAACAAGAAACUUUUUCCGAGGAUGUAGAUCAUGCACUAAAAUCAGUAUACGUCAGAGGGCCAGUGUAUGACGUCAUUUAUGAGGAGAUGAAUUCUAAACAUACUGAAUCAACUAUUGGAAGUAUUGUAAAAACAGUACACAGAAAGUUUUAUUCAAAUGUACAAAGCAACUCAUGUUUGUCUUGGAAAGAUAUGGCUGUGAAGUUAUGGAAGUCAUUUCAAAUUCAGGGUUACAUACAUGAAAGUUCUAAAUUUCCUGAAACAAAGUUCAAAAAUGAGACAGAUUACAAAAGUUCUAAUUUAAUUCAAGUGAUGUUACAAGAAAUACAAAGCAGACCUUUGAAACACAGAGAAAAGGUAGAACAAAGAAACAAAGCUUUGAUAAAUGCGUAUAAAAGCGUUGAUAAGAAAUAUAUUCGUCAGAUACGCGAGCGCUAUGCAAUGGACUUUGACAUGUUUCACUAUAGUACAGAUGUUGAAAUUUCUGUAACUUAAGGAUAUUAAAACAGACGAUUUAUUGAUUGAUUAAUAUGCCCAGAAAGUAAAGGGACAUAGUGGACUCGAGGGUUGGGGAAGAAAGGAGCUAAAAUUGAAAAAAUAAAACAAGGGGCAAAAGAGAAGAUACCGUAGACGAACAGCAAGGGACACAAAAGUCACCAUAUUAGUGUGAAAAACAAAAAAAAACAUACAUCUGAGCCUUAUUAUUCUGAGGAACAAUGAGGGGCGCCACAUGCAACAUCAUCUUCGGUUGAUAACGUCUUCGUUUAAAUAGUGUUAGUGGUAAUCAACGAAGACAAUGGGUACCUACCUGGGGACAUCUUGUUUAAAAAUCUUCAAAAGGGAUGAUAAAACUGACUGUGAAAAGAGAAGAAACGUAAAUAUUUUAAUAUCAAUCCUAGUUUGUUCUGUACUUACUUUUGUAAUCUUAAAGGUUAAAAAAAAUAGUUUUACGAUAAAAAGUCGUUGAUACUGAAUUUAAUUCCGGUUUUUGUCUAGAAAAGACUAGUGAAAUUUAUAUGUGCCAGCUAGAAAAAAAUACACAGUUGUGAGAAAAGAAAAUGUUUGAGAAUGUGUUUGAACAUCUAGAUCUAUAAAUAUUGUGCAUUUGCCUUAAAAUGACAAAAGAUCAGUUUCUGCAUGUGAAGAAUUGCCAGUGGCAUGUUUUGACCUAUUAUAUGUUUUACUCAAAUGGAGAAAAAUAGAAUCCCUAAAGAAGGCCCAACACGGCAAAAUCUUAAAUCUUAAAGUUUUUGUCUUCUUUUUACGUAGUGUUGCUUAACAGGUUUAAUGUUAUUUUGUGAAGAGCUGCGUCAAAUGUUGAAUAUUCGUAUAUUAUAUUAGCUAGGCAGGUAAAUGUAAUGUUUUUUAAUUGAUAUCAUUAUGCAAAACUUGUGCUUCAUUUAAACCAUGCUGUAAUAUUAUUAUUCCGUUCAUAUUAAAAACAAACUUAUGUCUCAAAUAUACAGUAAAUGUUAAAUAUAAUUAUGUUAUAUAAGAUUAAUGACCUUGAUAUUUUGUUUUUGUAUGUAUGUAUGUAUGGAUGUAUGGAUGUAUGUAUGUAUGCAUGUGGAAAACUCAUUAAAACAAGUUUUUGACCAUCAGACAACAAAUCAUUAUCCUAAUUGAGGUGUAUCUGAAUCAUUAGAACUUUAUCAUCAUUUUU